CGUGCACCACCACACUCGGCGCUUUGCGGCUGCUAGCCGAGAGCGUUAAUGUAAACUUUGAACACUAGACAUUGGGGUAAUGGAGUAUUAACGUUUCACGAUGUCAACUUUAUGCUGUUAAUUUAGCAAUAUAAAUAUUGUAAAGGCUUGAAUUCAUCUGUUGCUGAGAUUUUCAUUUUUGAUAUCAGUGCAAUGCAAUAAAAGGUUUUUCAAGAUGAUGGGUGAUCAGUUUCGAACCAAAGUGGAGCCAUACUCUCCAAAGUCUUCUCCACGAGGUGCCCGGUCCCCUGUUGUUUCACGACAGGAUUCAACAGGAACAUUAAAGACUACUAUCUCUCUGGGAAAGAAUCCAUCUAUUGUUCACAGUGGACCAUUUUAUUUGAUGAAAGAACCUCCUGGAGAAAGUGAAUUAACAGGAGCCACAAAUUUGAUGGCAUAUAAUAACUUGGAACAUUCAUACAGUAAAUUUAGUGGUAAAAAACUUAAAGAACAAUUAUCUUCAUUUUUGCCAAAUUUGCCAGGUAUUAUUGAUACCCCAGGUGAUCAAGACAACAGUGCUUUACGAUCUGUGAUUGAAAAGCCUCCUAUAGGUGGCAAGGAACUUUUACCUUUAACAAGUGUACAAUUAGCUGGUUUUAGAUUACAUCCUGGACCAUUACCAGAACAGUAUCGUUAUGUUAAUCAAGCGCCUCAAAGAAAACACAAAAACAAGCACAAAAAGCACAAAAAUAAACCUGGUGAAGUUCCUAGUGGGCAAGAAACGACUGUGACUGAUAUUGGAGGCGCAGAUACUCAUGAAAAGAAACACAAGAAACAAAAGAGACACGAUGAAGAAAAAGAAGCAAGGAAAAAGCGUAAAAAAGAAAAGAAGCGGAAGAAGCAAAAACACAGCCCUGAACAUUCAGGAGGCAUGACGCCUUCGCAACAUUCUAAUUCGUGAUCAUUAUCUAACCAUUUUUGUCCUACUCUUAUUUGUGAAGAAUCUUCCUUUUUACCAAUUACGGAUUUGAUUAGUUUCUUUUAUAAGUAACGGUUAACAAAACCUACCAUUCACGAUUACUUUUAUGAUUUAUCAUUUAAAAAAAAUCAUGAUUCACGUAGAAAAUUGCUCGAGAUUCUACUUUUUAAAAAUACUUUAAUUUAAUAAAAAUAUUAUAUAUCGAAAUUUAUAAUAAUAGCUCGUUAAUAUUAUUUAACAGAUACAUUUAUCGACAUUUUAGUAGAUAUAAUUUUUGUAUAUAAUAGAUCAAUUUGUCUUACUUCAACGUUUAGUUUUCUCUUGUGUAAGUAUAAAUUAAAAACUUGAGCAAGCUCCUCCACGUAAAUAUAACUUAAUUUUCUGUAAAUAUGAUUAAGACAGUCUAACUCAGUAAAAUACUGUUUGAGAUAAAUUAAGUAUUUAUAUAUAAUUGGUUGCCAUAGUAAAACCAAUUAUUAAGUGUAAUAUCAAUGAUAAU
Phymastichus coffea is the source of this 1457-nucleotide messenger RNA. It is a transcript of the gene MED19, whose product is annotated as mediator of RNA polymerase II transcription subunit 19. Gene Ontology annotation, molecular function: transcription coregulator activity; transcription factor binding. The transcript has 5 exons. Gene Ontology annotation, cellular component: mediator complex. Bases 215 to 940 code for a protein of 241 amino acids. Gene Ontology annotation, biological process: positive regulation of transcription by RNA polymerase II. Lineage: Eukaryota; Metazoa; Arthropoda; Insecta; Hymenoptera; Eulophidae. The record is from RefSeq and is a predicted model, not a curated record.